CCUCCGGACCAAACAUGGGAACCAGAGGAAUCCAAUCCACAUUAUGGCUCAUCAACCUGGUGCUGCUGACCAACACACUCACUCAGACUAUAACCAUCAUUCCAUCUCUACAGACACUGAGCCUGGGUUCAGCUAAUACAGACCACAUCGGCCAAGUAUGCACGACUUGGGGACACUAUCACUGGAAGACCUUUGAUGGAAAUUUCUUCCACCUGCCCUCCACCUGUAACCAUAUCGUGGCCUCCCAGUGUAAGAACAGCUACGAAGAUUUUAACAUCCAGAUGCGGCGCAAGACAGUCAACGACAUCCCCACCAUAAGCAACAUCAUCAUGAAGCUGGAUAGCUCUGUGGUGGAGUUCUCCAACAGCUCAGUGAUUGUGAAUGGCCAGACGGUGUCUUUGCCAUUUGUCACACUUGGGGUGACUAUCAAGGGGACCACAUCUAGUAUCUCUGUCGAAGCUAAGAUGGGAAUUAGAGUUAUCUGGAACCUUGACGACUCCCUGGAUGUUGAAAUAGAUAACAAAUUCCGGAACCAGACAUGUGGACUUUGUGGAAACUUUGACGGUGUUUCUAAUGAUUUCAUGAAAGACGGACUUAUGCUGUCUCUUACCGACUAUGCUGAUACCUGGAAGGUGGACGGGCCAACAGAGACUUGUGAGGAGCCUGUCCUCAACCCAGUCCUAAGCUGUGGCGAUAAACCAUUCUGUGACCAGAUCUUCUCCGGUGCUUCAUUUAGUAGUUGCCAAAACCUUCUGGAUGUUGAGUCCUUCAGUGAAGUCUGUAUGGCUGAUAUGUGCAACUCUAAAGAAAACACUGACUCUGCCCUCUGCAAAACCAUCUCAGAGUACUCCAGAGAGUGUAUCCAUGCAGGUGGCCAGCCCCAACAAUGGAGGAAUGCAACAUUUUGCUAUGUGAAAUGUCCAUACAACAUGGAGUUCUUGGAGUAUAGCAGUUCAUGUACUGACAGCUGCUCCACCCCUCAGGCCAGCCAGACAUGUCACAGUCACUACAGUGAUGGCUGCCGCUGCCCUGCUGGAACGGUCUUUGAUGACAUUAGUAACAAUGGCUGUAUCACAGUGGAUCAGUGUCCAUGUCUGCACAACAACAAUGUCUACAAGUCAGGAGAGUCCUACUCCUACACUUGUGGAUCAUGUGUUUGUGAGAGUGGCCAGUGGACAUGUACGGAAGAGAACUGUCCAGCAACCUGCUCUGUGAAGGGAGGAGCCCACAUCAGCACCUUUGAUGGAAAAGUCUACACCUUCCAUGGGGACUGCUCUUAUGUGCUGGCUAAGCAAGAUAAUGGCUCCUUAUACACUGUGCUGGUGGAUCUGGUCAAGUGCGGUAUGGCUGACAGCAGGACCUGCCUCAGAGCUGUAACUCUGGGUUUAUACAGCAAUUCUGUGGUUGUUAAAAUUCAGGCAUCCGGGCAGGUCUAUGUGAACCAGAUUCUUUCCCAGCUUCCACUGUUUACACCGGAACUUAGUGCCUUCAGUCCAUCAUCCUUCUACAUCCUCAUAAGCCUAAAGCUGGGCAUUCAAGUGAUGGUCCAACUGUCCCCCAUGAUGCAGGUCUUCAUCUCAGCUCAACCUUCACUCAAAGGAACCACCUCUGGUUUGUGUGGAAACUUCAACGACAUAAUGAGUGAUGACUUCAGGGUGAUUAGUGGGCUGGUUGAGGGCACUGCUGCAGCGUUCGCCAACACAUGGAAAACUAGAGCUAGCUGCCCUGACAUUACAACGCACUUUGGACACCCCUGUCGCCAAAGUAUCAGCCAGGAGAGUUAUGCCGAGUACUGGUGCUCUAAACUUGCGGAUCCCAAGGAUGUGUUUUCUCCUUGCCACUCUGUCAUUAGCCCCAACAUUUAUCGAGAUAACUGCAUGUAUGACAGCUGUAACUGUGAGAUAAGUGAGGAAUGCAUGUGUGCUGCAGUCUCCUCCUAUGUCUAUGCCUGUGCAGCUGCAGGAAUCCAGCUCACCGGCUGGAGAGCAACCAUCUGUGGCAAAUUCAUUACAUCGUGUCCAGCAGGGACAGUGUAUGACUACAACAUGACCUGCUGCAGUCGUACCUGCCGUUCUCUCAGCCAGGCUGACUACUCCUGCCAGACCACCUUCACCACAGUGGACGGCUGUGGCUGCGCCGAGGGAACCUACAUGAACGAGGUGGGGCAGUGCGUGUCCAGCGACAGCUGUCCCUGCUACGAUAAAGACAACAUAAUUCCUCCUGGACAGGUUGUCAGCAAAGAUGGCUUCACAUGUGUCUGCAGACAUGGGACUCUCAGCUGCUCAGGAGGGGCAGAUCUACUACUAUCCUCACCAUCAUGUGUUGCCCCCAUGGUUUACUUCGACUGCUCCACUGGUCAACCUGGGGCCACUGGGACAGAGUGUCAGAAGAGCUGCAGCACCCUGGACAUGGCUUGUAUCAGUACAGGCUGUACAUCUGGCUGCAUGUGCCCUGAUGGCCUUGUGUCAGAUGGAGCAGGAGGCUGUAUCAACGAGACCAACUGUCCGUGUCUGCACAAUGGACAGGUUUAUCAACUUGGGCAGACACUGAGUGUGGACUGCAACACCUGCUACUGUAAUGGACGGAAGUUCACAUGUACCACCAAUGUGUGUGAUGCAGUUUGUGGGAUUUAUGGUGACGGUCACUACGUCACAUUUGAUGACAAGAGGUUUGACUUCAACGGAGAGUGUGAAUACACACUCCUACAGGACUAUUGUGGCACCGGUCAGAGCAAUGGAAGCUUCAGAAUUAUCACAGAGAAUGUUCCCUGUGGAACCACAGGAACCACCUGCUCCAAGACCAUCAAAAUCUUCCUGGAGGAUAAUGAAUUCCAACUUAAAGAUGAGAACUUCCAAGUGGUGAAGAGCAACAGCCAGGUGAUCCCUGCUCAGGUACACAAGAUGGGUAUUUACCUUGUGGUGAUGAUCAAACCGGGACUUGUGCUCAUGUGGGACCAGAAGACCAGUCUUUUCAUUAAACUCAGCCCACAGUUCCAGCCUAAAUACCGGAUAUUUUCCUCAGGAACUGGUGGCGACCAAACAGAGAAAAAAGGAGAGUGA
This is a messenger RNA of Etheostoma cragini (Arkansas darter), 3059 nucleotides long. Its product is annotated as mucin-5AC-like. NCBI's taxonomy places the organism in Eukaryota, Metazoa, Chordata, Actinopteri, Perciformes, Percidae. The coding region runs from base 15 to 3059 and encodes 1014 amino acids. The transcript has 24 exons. The record is from RefSeq and is a predicted model, not a curated record. Gene Ontology annotation, cellular component: extracellular matrix. Gene Ontology annotation, molecular function: protein binding.